Messenger RNA from Bemisia tabaci, 5818 nucleotides. RefSeq names its product abhydrolase domain containing 13-like protein Bem46 (gene Bem46). Lineage: Eukaryota; Metazoa; Arthropoda; Insecta; Hemiptera; Aleyrodidae. The record is from RefSeq and is a predicted model, not a curated record. Gene Ontology annotation, molecular function: palmitoyl-(protein) hydrolase activity. Gene Ontology annotation, cellular component: membrane.
UGUUGUGCACUUGUACUGUGCUGUGCGAUGUCGUUGUGUAUACAAGACGAUUAUUUCAGCAGAGAACUUCAUUAAAAAAUAAGUACCAGACUGUUUUUUAUUAAAUUUGUAGACUUUGUCCUCUUAAAUUUUGUAAAUAUCUUGAAGACCUGAGAAGUUUCUUCUAUCCACCAUGAUUUUGAGAUUUACAGGUGACAAUGUUCUCAAUCACUGAAGUUUGUGGUAUGAGUCAAGCGCGUUCCCUGCCUUUCCUCAGAUUACAUCAAGUUUCCGAAGAGAGUUCAAAUGAAAUGCCUGUCCCUACAAAAUGUCAUAAUUUUCUGCAUUAUGUCAAAAGAACUAUCAUGCAAUGUUGGGCUUUAUCAAGUGCUGCAGCAUUGACCAUUCUUCUCAUUUAUUGGGUGUACGGAGGAGUGCUAGCAUUUUUACUUCUAUGCUUUACGGUCACAGGCAUUCUAUAUCAUUCAGAAGAUCAGCUAGUUUACCAUCCUGAUCAACCGUCUCAUUCUCGUAUUUUUAUUCCCAUCCCAUCGAUGAUGCGACUUCCGUACGAGAGUAUUUACGUCCGUAGCCCAGAUGGAACAAGAAUUCAUCUCUACCUCAUAAAACAACCUGAUGCAGCUUAUAAAACUGCACCCACAGUAGUAUUUCUGCAUGGAAAUGCAGGAAAUAUGGGCCAUAGGUUACAAAAUGCUUCUGGUCUCUAUCAUAGCCUUAAUUGUAACUUGUUGAUGGUUGAAUACCGAGGAUACGGACUAUCUGAAGGCUGUCCAUCAGAAGAAGGAAUUUGCAUGGAUGCCAGAACAGCCAUAGAUUUUAUACUAUCAAGGCCUGAUUUGAAUCAUCAGCAGAUUGUGGUUUUUGGCCGAUCACUCGGAGGAGCUGUUGCUAUAGAUUUAGCGGCUCGACCUGAAUAUAGUUCCCGUAUCUGGUGUGUUGUACUAGAAAAUACGUUUACCAGUAUUCCAGACAUGGCUGCUGUCAUUUUGCGGUGGGAUGUCCUGAAAGAACUACCGUUUUUCAUCUAUAAAAAUAAGUUCUUGUCAUGGCGGAAAGUAUCCAGCAUCAGCAUUCCAGUUCUAUUCAUAAUUGGACUACGAGAUGCUUUUGUUCCACCAGCUAUGAUGAACAAAUUAUACCAGCGUUGUGGGAGCCCUCACAAACAAGUCGUACAUUUCAGCACAGGCACGCACAAUGAUACUUGGAUGAGUCCUGGAUACUACGCUGCAAUUUCAAAUUUCUUGAGAUCUGCUCUUGAUUACUUCCCCACUAAGAUAGAAUCAAUGUCAAAUAUCAAGUCAGUUUGAUACAUGCAUUUAUAUUUUUGUUUAUAAUUUUCAUAAUAUGCUCUUAAUUCUUGGACUCCUGUCACUCAAGACUUCAGAUACUGAUGCCUACUGAAAGAAUCAUGAAGAAUGCAGUAAUUAACCCAUCGACUUAAAGAAAUGGCUAUUAGCCAUCUGUGCUGUGCUGAGCUGGAUCUGAAUUGACCAGGCUCUGAUGGCUCCGAUAGAGCCAUCAGUCGACUUGGCAUCCAAAUUUACAAUGUUUCAAUAAUUCCAUUUUAGACCGCAUUCUCAGCGAUGUCCAUACCAGUAGUAGUAUCACCAACUUAAAACUUAUUUUAAGAAUUAAUCUAUUAAUCCGUCACAAUUUUUGUAUCAUUGUACAGUUGGACAUAAUGUAACCUGAAAAGACCAAACACUUCUAAUACGAAGAAAUUCGGCGCCGGUUAAAUUUCGAGAUUUUUUUUGUUUGAUGUUACUUUACAAUCUCCUGAGUAAGAUAAGCUUUUAAAAUCGAAAUUUCUGUGCUGAUCUUGAGAUAAUUUGGCCUCAGAAGUGCUCUUUUGGCAGUUUAAUUGGUGCUAUCAUACGGAGAAGUGGCACUGUUCCUGGGUCAAAGAGGGGGGGUCCUAUUGUUUUCAACUCAGGUAAUGCGCUGAAUGCUGCGCAUUUUGUCAUCCACUUUAUCUCCUCGGCCAGGAGAAGACCAGGGAAAAGGAGCCUCCUCUUUGAUCACCUUCAUUUUCCCUCUUGAUUAAAUGUGUAAAACUACCAAAAAGUGCACUUAUUAGACCUGAUUUUUCUUGAGAUUGGCACACAGAAAGUCCAAUUCCAUCCAAGUCCAAGUCCACAAAAAGUUAUCUUACUUAAGAGGUUGUCAGGAACAUCUUAUCAUAUCAUCUCAACUGCUCCUGAUUUCUUGGUAUUGUGUGUAUAGUUCUUUUCCUGACUAUUGCUCAUCAUGCGAUUCUCAUGAUUUUGACAGCAACAAAUCAACGGUAAGAAAAGAUUGAAACUAUUUUUUCUCUUUAUUUCUUCAAAAAUAUCAAUGUAAAUGCUCAAUAUUUCAAUUUUUAACGCGGAAAAUGAGUUCAGGAUUAUUUGUUAAAGUUCAAAGACCCUGAUAUUUGCAUAUUUUUGAAUUUUUACUGUUAGGUGCUACAGAGUCAAAUUAAAUCAUUAGUCAGUUGGUUAAUUCAUACAUUCUUAUCAUCAGAAUCAGGUAGUUUGGGAAUCUAAAUUCAAAAGAUUUUUCUUUUUCAUGGCAAUAUUUUACUUUAAAACUAUUUGAGAUUUCCAACCACAGUGAAUACUCAAGCUUGGAGUGAAUGAGCCAAACAUGAGCCUGUGAAAUCAGAAUGAAAGUCCUAAAGUACUCUAUUUCACGCCAAGACAGUAAUUUUUCAAUGGCUAAAAAAAUUCAGUCUCGGCACUUGAAGUUUCCAAGAAGUGAUAAAAGGUAACCACUCUUCUUCUCAAAAUACAAAGGCUUAUGGCCUCCCUUAGUUGCACAAUAGAGAGUGUCACGUGAGUGACCAGGACUGCAAUUUGAGGUUGUGCCAGGCUGGCUAUUUACCUGAUCCUUUCAUUAAAGUAGUUGCAAGCUUUUUGUGUUAGGAAAAUAACUUUUCAUGAUUCCUGUUAAGCUUAACAAUGCAACUUUAUCAUUCAGGAAAAUUUGGUUGCAUCUAAGGGCGUGUGUGGCUUUUUUUUUCUUUUUUUUUCUCUUUUGAAGUUUUUUAUUUAAUUUUUUUGAAUUUUUAACCUUUUGUAAUCCAGAUAGUCUUAUUCUAUGGACUUGAUUGAAUACAGUGUCAUGUAAUAGAAGAGUCCUGUGUGUUCUUAUCAUGCCACUUUGUCACCCUCCACACAAAAGAACGAAUCUUCAUUGCGUUGUUUCCGUAUUUCUUACUAACAUUCUAUUUUUUUAAGGAGCAUGACUUUGCCUAAAAUUGCCUGUGAUUAUACCUUGCUCUAGUGAUAAAGACAAUAAAUUCUUCAGACAAAUUCGUGUGAAAUUUCUUUUUUGAAAAAAUAAAAUGUUGGUUGAAAUUAUAAAACAUCGCAAAUGAGAUGCGUUCAUUUACUUCAGAGACGUUGCAUGCCAUACGGUUUUGUGGAUAACCAAAAGCUCUCUUGCACUGCAGUCACAUCAUGUAAGAUUCAUCAACUUCUCAGUUUCGAUGUCAUAAUAAGAGCAACUCACUGUCAGUCUCCGAAAUCAUGAGGGAACCUUGUGAAGGGCCAAAGUUUAUCCCAGCAUAGAAACGCACAAAGAUUUUCAUCUUAAUUUCAAGUUUUUUGUACCCUGUAAGUUGAUACUAACCCCUGUACUUUCUUGUUUUUUGUGAAUUUCAAUUCUUUCUAAUGGUGAAUUUAAUUUUCUCAGUUCUCAUAGAGUUACCGCACUGACUUCUUAUAUUUCUUUCAAGCCAAUCUCUAACUAUUAACGGUUUAAUUUUGUCAGAGCCAUUCAAUAGUAUUCGAUAGAAAAUGAAAUUUAAUUUUCCCUCUCCAAAAGGAGUCAGAGCUAUAAGUUUUAAGAAUCACACACCGGGGGAUCUUGAAUGAAAAGUUCCUUGACAAAUUUUUCAUUUCUCAAUACAUGGAGAGUGCUAAUAUUUUGAAAUAAUUUUGGGUCACCAAAAUAUGUUUUUGUUUUCUCUUUUUUUGGGUCAGUCGGUUUAUCCUUUAAGACUUUCUCUCAUUCCUUAUUAGGGUUUGCAUGAAGGUUGUGUUAAAUUCUGAAAGGGAGGGGGGUGGGCUCUACCAGAAACACAGCAAGUGCUGUCUGUUUUAGCUCUAGAUGAGCCUUUUUCCUCAUUGUCUUGAUCAAAAUGGAGUGCCUUAAAGUCCUUUUUAGAAACUGAAUUAAUCAAUCACAUUAAUAUUUUUCAAGGCUUUUGUAAAUACAUUAACAGGCAUUUGUAGAUGUUACAUUCCCUUAGGGCUCAUCGAUAACCUGCUAAAAAGUUUGAACCUCAGAUGGCCUCUUGUGUGAAGUAGGUUUACAAUCCUUCCCAGGAGCAACAUUAUAAUGCCAGCUGGGUGCGUUUAAUGGUGGCUCAUGUUCUGUCUAUUAUUUCUCUCUCUUAUUAAUUGUUAUGCAUGUAAUUGCCUUUCAUAUAAAAUAGCAAUACAAGGUGAAGACCUGUAGAUUUUAGGUCUUCCUCCAUGUUAUCAGGCGGAUCAUUUUUGCAACAGUCUGUAGUUAUCAAAAUGCUUAUGGAAUUUGAACAAGAUUUCCGGAAGAUUACAGUUCCUAAGAAGCAAACCCCAGAAAAUAAGACUCCAACUUUGUCAGGAACAUGAUUGUCAUAAAGCACACCACACCACUGCUCUGGUCAGCCAACAUGAGUUGGACAAACAUUCGUAAAAUACCAUUGAAUUCAAGAAAUAUGUUAUGACGGCACAACAUUUAUUAGGAUAUUCCCUUGAAUUCAGUGGUAUUUUACGAAUGGCUGUCCAACUUAGAUUGAAGCUGACCAGAGCGGUGUUGUGGUGUGCGUUGCGAUGAAUGUGCUAUUUCAACACAUGAAAAAGGAUUGAUUCCAAGGGUGUUUGCAACGACACCUUAAUAAUUGAUCCUUUUCUGUAGCUUCAAUGGGGAAAUUAUUGUAUGUCAAUUCUUCGCGCCUCUCUACUAAACCAGAAAAAGAGAGAAGUCUCUUGAUUUUUCAAAUCCAUUUUGAAUUUGAUUAAGCUUAGUAGAUAUGAUAUUGGAUGGUCAAAACCAAUUUUUCUCUCUUUAUCAGACCGUCGGAGUAAAUCAUGGUAUCAAAAAAGUUUCCCAAACUUUGAAUUUUCGCUUAAGUUGGUCAAGAGACGAGAUGUACAGAGGUGAGGAUAUAUGAUGGUCCAGAAUUUGAUCGGAGCUAUUAAGUUUUUUUUUUCCAUUUUAAAUAAUUUGUAUUCAAUUAAGUUGAGCUACUUGGUAGAAAAAUGGAUUGCAUUCUAAUGACAGCUCACCCAGCACUUUAAAAACUUGUAGAAUUCUAGUUGCUUUUCAACAUAGACGUUAUUUUAAACAUAACGACUUUCCAAAAAAUAUCUACCACAAAAUAAACAGUUUUUUGUGUCUCCUGAACAAUUUGGUUUUCUGGACUUGUGCACUUUUUGUAUUUUGUGAUUCAACUGAAGGUGGAACAAAAAGAUGAGAAUCUGUACUGAGACAAUCAAGUCUUUCUCUCUAUAUCAUAGUUGUGAUUGAGGGAAUCCUACAAAGUAUAAUUGUGUUGAAAGUUGCAAUCCCAAUAUUGUAUUUAUAAUAUUUUUUAAAUGCUUGGUUUGUUUUGUGAAGUUUUCUUUUGAAUUGCUUGAUUCUAGUUUUUAUCUUUUUUUUCUGGCAUUAAUUUUGUAACAAACGCAUACUUCUAUGAUUUUUUAUUUUGCAAAAUGAAUUGUUUCAUGCAUUUCUAUUCAUUUUCAAAGAAGUGUACUUCUAAUGUUAUGAUGAAAUUUUGCUAUAAUAUUGUGAUGUUGUUUUAUUUUAUAAUUUUCUUUUUCUAAUAAAAGUGGAGUAACUAAAGAAA